Eleginops maclovinus (Patagonian blennie) is the source of this 1160-nucleotide messenger RNA. It is a transcript of the gene cmbl, whose product is annotated as carboxymethylenebutenolidase homolog (Pseudomonas). The record is from RefSeq and is a predicted model, not a curated record. NCBI's taxonomy places the organism in Eukaryota, Metazoa, Chordata, Actinopteri, Perciformes, Eleginopidae. The transcript has 7 exons. The coding region runs from base 149 to 886 and encodes 245 amino acids. Gene Ontology annotation, molecular function: hydrolase activity.
CAAGCUUCAUACUCAACCCUCUAACGAGGCCGACGUUAGGAAUUCACUUGGAGAACUCAUUAUAACAGACACAAGUUACUCAGACUCUUGGUACUUUGUCUUGAAAAGAUUGUUUCCUCUUUCAUCGCAAAAUCAAGAAAACAAUACGAUGGCGAAUGAAGCCCGGCCGUGCCCCUGUGAUCUCGGGGACCGGAUGGAGUAUGUGGGCCUCGGGCAGGAGGUCCAGAUCGAGCACAUUGGAGCUUAUGUGGUAAAACCAUCAGCUCCAUCUGACAAAGCCAUCAUCGUGAUACAGGAUAUCUUUGGGUGGCAGCUGUCCAACACCAGAUACAUGGCUGACCUGGUGGCUGACAAAGGAUACAUCGCUGUUUGUCCAGACUUCUUUGUUGGGAAGGAGCCGUGGGGUCCUUCUGAUGACUGGUCCAAAUUUGACGAGUGGCUGGAAGACAAAAAGCCAACAAACAUGAACAAAGAGAUGGAUGCAGUGCUGCGGUUCCUGAAGGAGCAGUGUGGGGUCAAACACAUCGGGGCGGUGGGUUUCUGCUGGGGGGGCGUCGCAACUCAUUACCUUGCCCUGCAGUACCCAGAGCUCAAAGCAGGAGUGUCAGUCUACGGGAUCGUCCGUGAAAGAGAGGACCAGUACGAGCUGAAGUUUCCCACGCUCUUCAUCUUCGCAGAGAACGAUGAAUAUAUCCCACAGCACCAGGCGACUGUGCUUGAAGUGAACUUGAAGGAGAAGUGCAUGGUGGAUCACAAGGUGAAGGUCUUUCCGGGUCAGACUCACGGCUUCGUCCACAGAAAGAGGGAAGACAUGAACCCCGCGGACAAACCCCUGAUCCUGGAGGCCAGAGCUGACAUGCUCAACUGGCUCAACAAGUACAUGUGAAGGAGGUCAGGACAUACCUGCACCCAGAAACUACAUGUGCCAGAGAAUCUUUAUACAAUUUAUAACUUUAAUCAAAGUAAUUGUUUCCUACUUUUCUUUUAAAUCGCACAUGGCCCUAACUAUAGUACCAAAGCCAUUCUGACUUGUCCCAAAAAUGUGUGAAUGCGGUAUUUCCAAUCAACAUAAGAACUCAAGCAUAAAAUGUGAUUGAAGUGGUUCCUGAAUCAGUUUGCCAACUUCUUGAAUAAUAAAAAGACAUGUAAUGCACACAUAA